Molecule: messenger RNA, 2798 nt
Organism: Anopheles arabiensis
Lineage: Eukaryota; Metazoa; Arthropoda; Insecta; Diptera; Culicidae
Exons: 11
Coding region: 1-2679 (892 amino acids)
Biological process (GO): proteolysis
Molecular function (GO): serine-type endopeptidase activity
Source: RefSeq, a predicted model, not a curated record
AUGUUCUGUGCUUCGGUGGUGCUGGGUUGUGUGUUGGCUUUUGCUUCAGUGGCACAGUGUGCUGAUAAUAAUGAAUAUGAGAGGAAUUUCCCGUACCAAAGACAGACGAUUGACGAUUGUGGAGAACGGUUUAACUAUCUUAUAUUCGGCAGUCAUAUAUUACCAGCAGGAGGAAGCCCUGCUUACUUGCGCGAGUUUGCCCACAUUGCCGCCAUCGGUUGGACUAAUGAAGAUCAAAGUGUGCGAUGGUUGUGUGGAGGAUCGUUGAUCUGGGAAAACUUCAUCCUUACUGCGGCUCACUGCGCAUCUGAUGAUGACAACGUUCCACCAGAUGUAGCUCGUAUGGGAGAUAUCAACAUCUACAACGACGAAGAUGAUGAGUUCGCGCAGCAAUUGAAGAUAGUGGACGUCAUUCGCCAUCCGAAACAUAAAUAUUACUCAAACUAUUACGACAUUGCACUGAUGAAACUCGAGAGAAAUGUCACCCUUCAUAACACGGUAGCACCGACCUGUCUUUGGCUAGACGAUGAGAUACGCUUCCCCGAGCUGUUGGCGGCUGGCUGGGGCAGAACAGGAUUCGGCGAGGAUACAACAAAAACUCUGUUGAAAGUGCAACUCGUUCCGAUCAACAAUGAAAAGUGCUCGACAUACUACCAAAAAGGAGAUCGAAAAUUAGAAAACGGCCUUAUGGAUCAUCAGCUCUGUGCAGGAGACGAAAAGAUGGACACUUGCCCUGGAGACUCCGGUGGACCACUGCACGUAAAACUGUUCGAUGGUUGGAAAUUAACUCCAUUCCUGGUAGGAGUGACCUCGUUUGGGAAAGCCUGCGGUGUAUCAGCGCCCGGUGUAUACGUGAAGGUUUCGAAGUUCGGUGAUUGGAUCAUUGAAACACUUCAACGUCACGGCGAAAUGGCCACAAGUUUCAUGUUUGAACCGAUGGUUUGUGCUGAUCGUUAUAAUAAUUUGCGCGAAUAUAAAGAAAACUUGGUGUAUAAAGUGAAUUUACAGGAAUAUAUAGAGUGGUCGAACAUUUACGUCAGUAGCAGUAUAAGCAAUUUUACCGUUAAAUUAAGUAGGCAGUACACAAAUGAUUCAGUUAGUAGCAAUUGCUCCGGAACACUAAUGGAACCGAACGUGGUGUUAACUACAGCUGAAUGUGUUCUUGACGAGAGAGCAAGACCAACGCAUGUUGUACUGGCGAAUGGAAAAAAGAUCGAGGUGUCGGAAAUCAUCGUCCAUCCGUCGUACAAUUCUUCUAUUUCUCCGUACUACAACAAUAUCGCUGUCGUGAAGCUGACAUCGUUUGCUCCGAUUCUACCGUUUUGUGGAUGGUAUGGAGAUCCCAAACCUGGACGGAAGUUAUUAAUUACUGGACAACAACUUAUACCGAAUGAGGAAUCCAACGACCAUACUGAAAUCAUGACUCGAGUCUGGGAACGAUCCUCUCAAAAGUGUCGGCUAGCUCAGAAGUACUCCGAUCUCCUUCCACAAGGAUUGCAACACGAGCAUUUGUGCUUUCAGAAUCAGCCUUUUCUUGUCCCUGGCUCGUGUAACGCAAUGUCAGGCAGCGCAAUCGAACAAGAAUACGGCGACGAAAAGAUUUAUAUUCAUGGAAUCAAUUUAUUUGGCCGAGAUUGUGGUUACGGUGAGCCUGCUGUAGGCAUAAGGCUCAGUGCACACAAAGAAUGGCUUGAAUCGGUACUCCUGCCACACUUAAAAAGCGAGUCGCUUGUGUAUAUUGAUCCUGAUCUGGAACUUGGCGAUGAGUGCGAGUAUGCCGAUGGGACGAAAGGCAUUUGCGAAGCUAAACAAAGCUGCCCAGCCAUUCACACACGACUGCAGUACAAACAACAGAUUUCCUUCUGCUCAAAUGGGACUGUUGUUUGUUGUUCUAACAAAGCUACCAAUUCUCGAAUGAUGGCAAUAGAAAAAGAAAUCAACGAGUGUGAGGAGCGCUAUCGUCACUUGAGAACUGAUCAAUACAAUGAAAGAUCGCAUGCCGUUAAAAUAGGAUGGCAAGAUGAACGCAACACAACGUAUGAAUGUUACGGAUACCUCAUCAGUACACGUGGUGUUGUAUCGUCGGCAUCCUGCUUGUUGAAAAGAGCUGAUCUACCCAACAUUGUACGCCUAGGAGGAUUCGAUUCAUUGGACAAUUCGCGUGUUAUUCCUAUUGAACGUGUGAUCAUCCAUCCCAACUACGAGAAGGCAAAACAACAGCACAGUAUAGCAAUAGUGAGACUGGAAACAGCAGUGGAUCCAACGGAAAACGCAUUUCCUACGUGUCUUUGGCAGAACAUUACUCAUUCGCCGAAAGACCAGAUAGUAAUGGAUUUAGCAUCUAGUUCCAUCGAUCUCCUUAAUCCGUUGUAUAAAAGUGACUGCGAAGCUCUUUUGAAUCGUACGUUCGAUGAGCAUUAUACCCUCUGCAUGAUAUCCGGACUUCGAAUGUUCAACGCCCUGCAGUAUCACGAUGAUUUACAGAUGCACUUUGAACCAUUGGAUGUUAUCUCAAACAACUACCUGGAAGCUGGAAGUCCGAUCGUAUGGAGAAAUCGUUUGAAUGACGUAAAUUAUCUCGUACACAUGUACAACCACGGUAGCUGCGAUCUCAACAUACCGUGCAUAGUGACCCGUAUUACCCCGUACAUCGAGUGGUUCAAGGAAGUACUGCAGUAAACUGCAGUUUGUAAAGUGGAACAAGUGCAAGUGCAGGAAGUGGAACAGUACUGAUGAAUUAAUUAAUAAAAAAUGGCAUUACUAAAGUUGAAAAAAUCGUUAAUUUUUGAACCAUUUUA